Rasamsonia emersonii CBS 393.64 is the source of this 1056-nucleotide messenger RNA. RefSeq names its product N-acetylglucosamine-phosphate mutase. Lineage: Eukaryota; Fungi; Ascomycota; Eurotiomycetes; Eurotiales; Trichocomaceae. The record is from RefSeq and is a predicted model, not a curated record. The annotation marks the transcript as partial. Gene Ontology annotation, biological process: UDP-N-acetylglucosamine biosynthetic process; carbohydrate metabolic process. Gene Ontology annotation, molecular function: magnesium ion binding; phosphoacetylglucosamine mutase activity. The transcript is spliced from 6 exons.
AUGGCGUCUCCGGCUAUUCGUAAGGCUAUCUCGGAGGCCGCUCUGAAAUAUGUGAAACCGGAUGGAAAAGUUUUCGAAUAUGGCACCGCAGGGUUUCGCAUGAAAGCCGACCUCCUCAACACCGUAGUCUUCGCUGUAGGCCUUCUCGCUGGUCUUCGUUCGAGGAAACUGAAUGGGCAAUGGAUUGGUGUUAUGGUUACUGCCAGCCACAACCCGGCGGAUGACAAUGGAGUCAAGCUGAUCGAUCCCAUGGGUGAAAUGCUGGAAGCUGAAUGGGAGGCAUAUGCUACGAAACUCGCAAACGCUCCUCUUGAAAACAUUGGAGAUGUCUACGACGAACUGAUCAGGGAGAUUGAUAUCAAAAUGGACAAUCCUGCUCGUGUGGUCUUUGCACGGGACACUCGCGCGUCUGGCUCUCGCCUUGUCGGUGUUCUGAAUGUUGCGCUUAGUGCGACGAACGUGGAAUUCAUCGACUUCAAAUACUUGACGACCCCGCAGCUUCACUACAUUGUUCGCUGCAAAAACACUUUGGGUACACAGUACGAAUACGGCGAGCCCACUGAGCAGGGUUAUUAUGAGAAACUUGCGGAAGCUUUCAAGAGGGUUAUGAAGGGUGCGAAAGUCCAGGGAUCUCUUACUGUCGAUUGCGCCAACGGUGUUGGUGGCCCCAAGCUGCGGGAGCUUAUCAAAUAUCUCCCACCUGCAGACCAAGGAGGUAUCGACAUCAAGGUCGUCAACGACGAUGUCAUUAACCCUGACAGCCUGAACUUUGAAUGUGGCGCGGAUUUCGUCAAGACAAAGCAACGCGCUCCGCCAUCGUCCAAGGCAGCACCGCUCGAUCGUUGCGCCUCUCUGGAUGGAGACGCCGAUCGCCUGAUCUACUACUUCAUUGACGAGAACAACGUCUUCAGACUUUUGGAUGGAGACCGCAUUGCAACCCUGGCCGCUUCUUUCAUUGGUGAUCUGGCCCGCAGUGCCGGAAUUGCGCAGAAGCUGAAGAUCGGCGUCAUCCAGACAGCAUAUGCAAACGGCUCUAGCACUGAUUACAUUGAGAAG